CGCCGAGAAAGAAAAAGAAGAGGAGUAUUACCGAUUCUCUUGAAUGAGAGGACUUUUCUCUGCACAGAAAGUAGCUCAAGUGGUUUAAAUGAUAAUAAUCCCUUCUCCUUCUUUUUAGAUAAUUCGCUAAAGGGGUCUUUAAAGGCCAAGCAAGAAAGUCGCUAAGUUGGUAACACUGCACGGCGGUCAAACGUGAAGCUUGUCAGAAGAUGCCAGCAGCAGAGGAAUCGUAUGGUGUCAACAAAGUUGUGGACAACAUCUGUCAGCUUUCUCCAGAUCUGUUGACUGAAGCAUGUCGGCACAUUCUGACUUUUCUUCAAGGGCAAACCAGAGGAGUAAAUUCAGCCGAAAUUUCUGACAGAUUUCAGAGAGCUGGAGUCAGACUUGACCAUGAAGCUCUGCAGAACAUGAUCAGAUUUCUCAUGUUAUCAUUCAGGUCCGCCGGGAAGAGCGGCCUCUCUGGGGAUGACCUCGUGUCGAGGCUGGAAGAAGGCAGCAACAAGUGGCCGAAGGCUUCCCUUCAGGUGUUGCACAGGCUGUGGAGUGAACAUGGUGCAUCGGUCCAUGCUCAGCAGGAGGUCCAGGCCAUGCUCAGCAUCGGCCAGUUGGUGGACCUGCAGUGGAAGCUCGGCAUGGCGGUGAGCUCCGACACCUGCCGAUCGCUCAACUCCCCAUAUGUGUCUCUGCUGCUGAAGAUCGUCGAGCCCUCUGGACAGAUUUAUCACAGGUCUUUUGAAAUGACCAUUCCACAGUUCCAGAACUUUCACAAGCAGUUCAAGGAGAUGGCAGCUGUUAUGGAGACUGUGUGAUUGCCGAAGUGCUUGUGGAAAUUCCACCCCAGUUUACAUGUAACCAACACAAGAGCAGCAUGACACACGUGUGUGUGUGUGUGUGGGCCUUCUGGGUGUCUCACAAUGUGAAAACAAAUGACUUUUCAAUUGUCUGCUUUACACUUUCAUUGUUCCACAGAUUGCGUCAGCGUCGAAAUUAUUUACUUUUUAGGACAAACAGCUGUUCCAAUAGUUUAAAAACCUCAUCUUCACUCUGAAUGCCAGGAUUAAGUGUACUUCUUCCCAUUAACUUAUCGAGGUAGCAUGAUAACUAAUGCAGUCUAAUAAAUAAUAAAUCCCACUUUAAAGUUACUACAAGGAACUUUCAUUUUGUGUUGAAUUUGGCGGCCCCUGUGGACAAAAGUGGUAGUGUUCCAGAGAUGCCCUUUAUGCCCUGGCAUUUUACUUCAUUGGGGUCUGGCAGUCUGCUACGUGCAGUCGUGAUGCGUUAGUGAGAACAGAAAGCAGAGUCGGAGAAACAAAAUGUUAUUUUCUGAGUGUUUCACAGCCUUUACGUUCUAAAGCACAAAUAAAACACUUCCACACCUCAAACACAAACUUGCGGGAAAGUGCUGAUUUGGCAACGAAUGCAGCCAAGGGGCAGGUGUGGACUUGGGAACACAGACACUCAGUCACACAGCCGAGGAGAGAGGGAGACACACGGGGGGGAAACAGCCACGUAACAACCCGUUCUCAUCCCAAUACGAGAACAACGGCCGCUUUGUUAUUCGACAGAGCUAGAGGGGGACUUGUGCCUCGGUAGCAGAUAGCGAGCGGCGGUAUUGGACAACCUGAACUUGCUGCACACCCUGCAUGCUGUUAUUAGCCACGUGAGGCCCCCGAACACGGCAAAAUAAUUAGGAAAGAGAAAAUCUAGGCAGUAGGUCAUAAGUGAUGGAGAGGAAUUAUUUUUGUCUUGUUUUGUUUAAGGACAUUUUUGCAUAUUUUUAACAAAAAUAGUCUAGACAGACUAAAUAGACAUUUAGUUGAGUCAACACCUCUCUAAAACAGUUUAAACUGAACUUUUUAUAAACUUCAUGAAGGACUGUUUUAUCAGACUGCAUUAGUUUUGUCUAACAAUGUUAUGGUUCAGGUCCUAUAUUGCACUAAACUUCAGGCCCCCUCUGGUGUGGUACUUUUAGAGUGUACACAAUCAGAAUACGUCGCCACAGUGAACACUGCAGUUGUAUUAUUUUUUUAUCUUGGGUUAUGGAUUGUGAUUAGCCCUCUUUACAGCAUCCUUUAUACGACAUGGUGUCAUUCAGUGGCUAAGAUUUCAUAGACGCGGUGCAGUGAGAUGGUCCAUGGGUACUUAAGGCAGUUUUUUGUUAAUGUCAAAUUGAUGAAAACUUUCUUUUACUCUUUGUGUUUUUUCCCCUUGCUAUGCUGAAAUGGCCACCGUGUGGUUCUGAGGAGGCCUAGCGUCGCACUUUUUUCCACUUUGCUCCGUCCUCACUUUGAUGCCACACAACAAUGAUGCAAUAAAAUAUGAUUAAAUGUAAA
Anarrhichthys ocellatus (wolf-eel) is the source of this 2333-nucleotide messenger RNA. It is a transcript of the gene commd6, whose product is annotated as COMM domain containing 6. Gene Ontology annotation, molecular function: NF-kappaB binding. The coding region runs from base 210 to 809 and encodes 199 amino acids. Lineage: Eukaryota; Metazoa; Chordata; Actinopteri; Perciformes; Anarhichadidae. The record is from RefSeq and is a predicted model, not a curated record. The transcript has 7 exons.